UCAAACGAGCCGAAUUUCAAGAUAUUUUGUAACAGCUGUCCACGGUCGUUUACAAAGAUAAACAGUCUCCAAAAACAUUAUUACAGACAGCAUAAGGCUUUAACAGUGGAAGAAGACUUAAAUGAUGGGGAAAAUGAGAACCAUUUUCAGGAGAUGUUUGACGAGGGAGAAGCACGAAGUCUAAUGCAACGCCAUGCUGCCAAAUUCCUUUUAUGUUCCAAAACAAGAGGUAUGCUCACCCAGAGUGCCGUGGACUUGGUCAAAGAUUCAGCGAAAAAUCUACUAACUGAGUAUUUGGACAUAGUCAAAAAAUCGCUUGUCGAAAAGAUAAACAGUAAUCCUGGUCAAGAAUUGCAAUUUGACCAAGAUGUGGAAAAGUUAUUUUCAGCAGAGAGUGUCUUCGACGGAGUUGAUUCAGAAUACCAACAAAGAUCAUAUUUUAAGCGUCAUUUCAAUUUGGUGGAACCAAUAGAAGUUGAGAUGGGAAAACAGUGGAGAAGUGAUUUUCGACAAGGGAGAAAAAUACUUAAACGUGUCACAGUUUUUGGUUAUCAAGUUCCAUUAUUAAAGACUUUGGAGGCACUUCUUCAAAACCCAGAUGUUUUAAAGGAAGUUGAAAAUCCACAUUUUUCAUGUGAUGGUGUUCUUCGAGAUGUAAUGGAUGGGGAUUUUUUCAAGAGUCAUCCAGUAUUCUCCCUCCACAGUGAUGCCCUGCAGCUGUUGGGCUAUUAUGAUGAUCUAGAAAUAGCCAAUCCUUUAGGUUCAAAAGCAAAGAUUCAUAAAAUUGGUGUCUUUUACUUUGUGCUGGGCAAUAUAAGGCCAAUGUUUAGAUCAAGCAUCCGCAGUAUACAACUUAUAGCUAUUGCUAAAACAAAAGACAUCAAGUCAUUUGGGAUCGAUAAUCUUUUGAUGCCAUUCAUUGAGGAUGUCAAUUGUUUGGCGAAGGCUAAUGGUCACUGUUUUACCAUAAAUGGUGUUGCCCGUGUGUUUGAGGUGAUCUGUUAUUGUGGACUGGAGAUACACUUGGUAGCAACUAUGUCAGUGGUUUCAAGGAAGGUGUUGGAGGAGCAUUGCGAAUUUGUAGGCAUUGUAUGGGAACAAGACUGGAGACCAACAAUAAGGGAAACAAUCAAUGGUGUCACUGAAGCUAAGCUUAAACAAUCAGCAUCUCAAAUGUGGUGUUUAUUCAGGUUCUUGCCAAUCAUGAUUGGUGAUAAAGUGGAUGAGCAACUGGAAAACUGGCAUUGUUUGCUGAAACUUUGGAAUAUUGUUCAAAUUUGUACUUCUCCAGGAAUAACAAAGGCUGAUGCUGCCUAUUUGAAAGUUAUGAUUAAUGAUCAUCACAAAAUGUUCAAAAAUCUCUACCCUAAUGCAUCCAUAAUUCCAAAAAUGCAUUAUCUUAUACAUAUACCUGAUGAAAUUGUUAGGUUUGGGCCACCUAGAAAUAUCUGGACCAUGAGAUUUGAGGCUAAACACAGUUUCCUGAAAAGUUCAAUUACCAAGAACUUUAAAAAUGUCCCCAAAUCACUUGCAUUUUCCCAUCAAAGGAACAUGUGCUGGAACCUUCUGAGUUCUCCCAAGCAGCCCUUGACUAAUUACCUGUAUAGUGGUGAUGUUGUUGGAUUAGGCGAUCACAAUGUUGAUUUGCACAGCCAUCCAUAUUUUGGCAUGAUAGCUCAAGCUGCUAGUGUUGAUCAACUGGCACAGCCAUGUAAAGGAAGCAGGUAAUAUUUAUCAGUUUAAUAUUGCCAAGUUGUUUUUUAAUGUAAUUAUGAAUAAAAAAUUAUAUCAUUUAUAUGACAUAAUAAAGGACUAACUACUACAAUAUUCAAUCUAGCUACUAUUUAUCAACUGAACUAUCUCUUAAUAUCACUGUGAUUUAUCAGGCAAAAACUGAAUUUGGGAUGAGAUGAAUCAUACUAUCUUAUGUUUAUCAAAUGAACUAUUGCAUUGUAAUCUAAU
Molecule: messenger RNA, 1962 nt
Organism: Dendronephthya gigantea
Lineage: Eukaryota; Metazoa; Cnidaria; Anthozoa; Malacalcyonacea; Nephtheidae
Exons: 10
Coding region: 154-1728 (524 amino acids)
Source: RefSeq, a predicted model, not a curated record